AUGAAGAUCCUUUGCCUUCUCUUUGCUGUUGUCUUCUUGGUGCUCCAUGUCCAGGGCCAGCAUCAGCAAGAGCCCCAGGAUGAUCCCCAAGCUUGGAAUGAAGCCCCGGAUGAUGCUGAGGAAGAGGCAGAGGCAGAGGUGGCCCCAGGUCCUGACAAGCAGCAAAGCUACAUGGUGUGUAGCUUCGAAGGUGGCAUGUGCCGGUCCAAGAAAUGCAAGCGAUGGGAAAAGAAAAUUGGAACCUGCACUCAGCAGAACGCUUGCUGUGUAAAGAGGUCGUGGAAAGAGUUGCUGGGCUGA
This is a messenger RNA of Caretta caretta (loggerhead turtle), 300 nucleotides long. Lineage: Eukaryota; Metazoa; Chordata; Testudines; Cheloniidae. The record is from RefSeq and is a predicted model, not a curated record.